Molecule: messenger RNA, 1331 nt
Organism: Lindgomyces ingoldianus
Lineage: Eukaryota; Fungi; Ascomycota; Dothideomycetes; Pleosporales; Lindgomycetaceae
Exons: 2
Source: RefSeq, a predicted model, not a curated record
CAAGAUUGUCUUCAAAGGAAACGACCCGUCCGGAUUCUUCACUCUCAACGCUGUCGGCCGCUGUUUGAGAUGUGAGAUCACCUUACGUCAUCUAUCUUCCACUCUCUUUGUCCUGCUGUGCCACAACCGUCAGCAAUACAUUUAAGGACGGCUAUCCCUGAAAGAUCCGCAAAACGUAAAGUGAACCCACCUCCACAAGUUUUCUGCAGCCACCCAAGCAUGCCCGACUCGUCUUUGCGUAAACCAGGUCCAGUUGUGACCUCCUGGACAGAACUGCAGAUUCCUCUCUGCAACACGAUCGAAGACAGGAACUCCUCAGACGGGAAGAAAUGGCUCUCGCUCACUACCUAUCACAAUCCAGCAAAAACGCCUGGCUUCAGAAAGGCCUUCUUCGGCCGCACAAUCGAAUUUCCAGAAACAGUGUGGUAUAUCACAGCGUGGGAGUCGCAGGCCGCUCUAGACGUGUUCGAAAGGUCCGAGGACUAUCGGCUACAGCGUGAAGAGCACUCACAGCUCAGCUGCACCGCGUUGAAGACACAUCACUGUGAUAUCUGGUCCUUCUUCUGGAACCACCUUGGCGAGAAGAUCGAUGUCAUCGAUGCCUUCUUCCCACCUACCAUCUCCAAAGAGUCUAAAGCAAACGCUGAUCAAGCCCGUGGACUAGUUUACCAUUUCGCUCCCGGUGGGUCUCGUCCGUCAGCAUACACAUCCCGCCCGACACGUGGCUGGGUUCAUGGGACCAGGGAUUUUGCAGGCCAGGAGGCGGCUGUAUUGCGCUUCAUGCAUUUUUGGAAGAGCGACGAGAGCGAGAGGGAGUUCAAGGCUUCAGCGGGGAUUACGGUCAGUCCGGAUUCACGCUAUCUGACGCUCUACGAUCACAUGAUGGAGCAGUUGAAGGACGCAGGCUUGCUGGGUAUCAAAGAGUUUCACUGCAAACUUGUGGAGCUUCCGAAUUACUAUCGAGAUCCGAGCAAUUACCCCCCAAAUGAGGGCGGCGAUGAUUCUGAGUAGGAGGCAAUUCGGAGGAAGAGCUGGAAACAGAAGAACGAGACGGUUAUAACUGCAAUCUCCUACAAAACUAAGAAAAUAUAAAGCGCCAAUACCUCAUUUUUCUAACCCGGUACUACAUGCGUACCCUAAGGCUUUACUAAUUUACCCGUGUUCCAUCGGUAUGGUGGAUCUCCUUUGCUGCCCAAGUAAUAGGACCAUACAAAGAAUACAAGGCUGUCGGGAUUGGUUCUUGCUUCUUCUGCUUUGCGGAUCUUAACAAGGUCUAAGCAAAGAGUUGGUUUGGCUACAAAAAAUGAGUUUCUUCGCUAGCAAGCAUAAGG